CUGGCAGAAGGGCCCGGGCAGGUGGCACAAUGGCCUUCUCACAGGUGCAGUGUCUGGACGACAACCACGUAAACUGGCGCUCCAGCGAGUCCAAGCCCGAGUUCUUCUACAGCGAGGGGCAGCGGUUGGCCCUGGAGGCCCUAGUGGCCCGUGGCCGCGACGCCUUCUAUGAGGUGCUGAAGCAGGAGAACAUCCGAGACUUCCUGUCAGAGCUGGAGCUCAAGCGCAUCCUGGAAAGCAUUGAAGUGUAUGACCCGGGCUCUGAGGACCCUCGGGGCACCGGGCCCUGCCAGGGGCCUGAGGACAACAGGCUUGGGCUUGGCAAUGGCGAGGAAGCCAGCGGUGCAGGAGGGGCCCCCACUGAGGCUGAGCCGCUACCCUCCCUGGAGUACUGGCCCCAGAAGUCUGACCGCUCCAUCCCGCAGCUGGAUCUGGGCUGGCCCGACACCAUUGCCUACCGCGGUGUGACCCGGGCCAGUGUCUACAUGCAGCCUCCCAUUGAUGGGCAGGCCCACAUCAAAGAGGUGGUGCGCAAGAUGAUCAGCCAGGCCCAGAAGGUGAUAGCUGUGGUCAUGGACAUGUUCACUGAUGUGGACAUCUUCAAGGACCUGUUGGACGCUGGCUUUAAGAGGAAGGUGGCUGUGUACAUCAUCGUGGACCAGAAUAAUAUCAAGCACUUCUUGCACAUGUGUGGGCGGGCCCGCAUGCACCUGGGGCAUCUCAAGAAUCUCAGAGUACGGAGCAGUGGGGGAACCGAGUUCUUCACACGGUCAGCAACCAAGUUCAAGGGUGUCCUGGCCCAGAAGUUCAUGUUUGUGGAUGGAGACCGGGCUGUGUGUGGCUCUUACAGCUUUACGUGGUCAGCCGCGAGGACGGACCGCAACGUGAUCUCUGUGCUGUCCGGCCAGGUGGUGGAGGUGUUCGACCGGCAGUUCCAGGAGCUGUACCUCAUGUCACAUGGCAUCAGCCUCAAGGACAUCCCCAUGGAGAAGGAACCCGAGCCUGAGCCUAUUGUGCUGCCCUCCGUGGUCCCCUUGGUGCCCACAGGUACCACAGCCAAAAAACUUGUCAACCCCAAGUACGCGCUGGUCAAGGCCAAGAGCGCUGAGGAGAUUGCCAAGACCUCUUCUGACAAGCAGGAGGCCAAGAGGCCCACAGGGCUGCGGGGUGCGGCACUGGCUGAGGGAUUGGGGGACCUGCCUGAGCCACCUCCCAUCCACCCUGGGCUGCUCCACCUGGAAAGGGCUGACAUGUUUGAGUAUCUGCCCACAUGGGUGGAGCCUGACCCCGAGCCAGGCAGUGACAUCCUGGGCUACAUCAAUAUCAUUGACCCCAACAUCUGGAAUCCCCAGCCCAGUCAGAUGAACCGCAUCAAGAUCCGAGACACGUCCCAGGCCAGCGCCCAGCACCAGCUGUGGAGGCAGAGCCAGGACCACAGCACCCACCCUGAGCCCCACCCUACCUCAGGGCCCAGUGCCCUCCAGGACAACAUCGCAGUCCAGAACGGCCUCCCCCAGAGGGACCCUGAGCCACUGACCCCUGUGCCCAAGCCACGGACAGUCCCUGUGGCAGACCUGCUGGCCCAGGAUGACAGCAGUGUUGGCUGGGCCCUGGAGACCGCAUCAGAGGAGAUACCCCAGAAUGGGACAGGCCAUGGGCUGCCCAGAAUGGCUGGCUCAGGCCACCCCCCACUCCAGCGGCAACUGUCAGUGACCCGGGAUGACCCCGAUGGCCUGGGUGCAGGGAUCCCAAAUGGGCUGGAUGGGGAGGAGGAGGAAGAUGACGAUGACUAUGUGACCCUCAGUGACCAGGACAGCCUCUCGGGCAGCUCCAGCCGUGGCCCUGGCCCCUGGCAGCCCUCAGCGGCCUCCUCCCCCAUGUCAGACGAGUACUUUGAGGUGAGGGAGCAUUCGGCCCCUCUCCGGAGGCGCCACUCAGAGCAGGUGGCCAAUGGUCCAGCCCAGCCGCCCCGCCGACAGCUGAGUGCCCCCCACAUCACCCGAGGGACCUUUGGUGGACCUCUGGGUGGCUCCUUGUGGGCCCAGGGUCGGGGGAGAGAAGAGGUGGAUGUGCCAAGGAAGAUGCAGGCCCAGCGCCCCUCGGACAAGGAGGAACAGGGCCAGCGGUUCCACCACUGUAGGGUCCCUGCCUCUGGGACCAGGGGUAAAGAUGGCUUCCGAGGAGCCCUCCAGUUCCGCUCUGCUGGUAAUGGCGCCCAGAGCUCUACCAGGAAAGCGGGCCCAGCUUCAGCAGGCCCCCACCACUGGCAGGCCAAGAGCGGCCCAGUACCCCGUGUGCUGUCAGGUCCUGCAAGUCCAAGGCUGGCCCGAAAUGCCCGCCCCCUGGCUGAUGGCCCAGCCACCGAGGAGCAUCCCAGUCCCUUGGGAAUCCCAUACUCCAAACUGUCUCAGUCAAAGCACCUAAAAGCUAGGACAGGAGGCAGCCAGUGGGGCUCAUCUGAUUCUAAACGGAGGGCUCCGGCCCCCCAGGACCGCAAGGACCCCUAGCAGCCUGUCUCAGCCUGGUGCCACACCCUCCCAGGCCUCUGCCCAGCCCAGACUCAAGAUGCGGGAAGCAGAUGGGCCACCUGCACCUGCCACAUCCCAGCAUGCCAGGAAGGUGGUGAGAGGUGUUGGCACUCACCUGGUCAGUGCACCAGUACCAGGUGGCCAUGAUGGUCAAGCCAAA
Molecule: messenger RNA, 2688 nt
Organism: Otolemur garnettii (small-eared galago)
Lineage: Eukaryota; Metazoa; Chordata; Mammalia; Primates; Galagidae
Gene: SACK1G
Product: family with sequence similarity 83 member G
Exons: 5
Coding region: 30-2507 (825 amino acids)
Biological process (GO): BMP signaling pathway
Cellular component (GO): nucleus; cytosol
Source: RefSeq, a predicted model, not a curated record